CGGGAAAGGUGAAAUCGAGUAAUUAGUAACAAACAUGGCAGGGUUUGAUGAUCUGCCUACAUGGGGAGGUAACUUUGCUGAUGAUGAUGGAGAUGAAGAUGAAGGAGAGUAUCAGACUCAGACAAGAUGGGGUAGUAAAGAUGGGUUGAUAUUUCUCAUAGAUUGUACAGAGUCGAUGUUUGAGAAAUCUGAGGAACAGUCAAACUUUGAGCUUGCAAUAAAGUGUGCCAAGAAUGUGAUCCAGAAUAAGAUCAUCAGCAGUGACAAGGACCUCAUGGGAAUAGUCUUCUAUGGAACAGAAAAGGAGAGCAAUUCAAGUGACUUUAAACACAUAUAUGUGAACUUUGAUCUUGAACUGCCUGGUGCUCCAAGAGUGUUGGAACUUGAGGCUUUCCUAGAAGAACCUGAGAAUAAUGACUUCUCUAGUAAUUAUGGCCACAAUGAUAACUACUCUCUCAGUGAAGCUAUGUGGACCUGUCAGAAUAUGUUCUCUAACUGCUCUCAAAAGAUUGGCUACAAACGAGUGUUACUUUUUACAAAUAAUGACAUCCCACAUUCCCAUAAUGCAGCACUACAGCGGCAGGCGAUAAAGAAAGCGAAGGAUCUCGCUGAGACGGGAGUUGAGUUAGAACUGAUGCAUAUGCAGAACCCUGGACAAACAUUUGAUGUCACAUUAUUCUACAGGGACCUGUUGAUAGAGCUAGACUCUGAAGACACCACAGUACUGCCAGACCCUUCACAGAAGUUUGAGGAGCUUUUGACCAGAGUGAGGAGUAAAGACCACAAGAAGAGAGCCACUGGGAGGAUUCCAUUAACACUGGGGGAGGGCAUGCAACUGUCUGUUGGAGUGUAUAAUCUGGUGCGCACUUGUACGAAGCCAGCUGCUGUUAAACUUUAUAAGAAAACCAAUGAAGAAGUGAAGACUGUCUCUAAGACUGUCCUUACAGAAACAGCAGAGGUUCUGAUGCCCCAAGAUCUCAAGGUCAGCCAGGAGUAUUCUGGGAGAAAAAUUUGCUUUGAAAAUGAGGAAGUUCGCGAAAUGAAAAACUUUGGUGCUACAGGUUUGCAUUUGAUGGGUUUCAAGCCUACAUCAUCUCUUAAGAGAUACCUCCAUACGAAACCUGCUCAGUUCAUAUACCCAGAUGAAUCUAUAAUUGAGGGAAGUAUAACCGCAUUCUGUGCCUUGUUGAAGAAAUGUAUAGAGAAAGAUGUGAUUGGCUUGUGUAAAUAUAUAAGAAGUAAAAGCUCUACCCCAGUCUUUGUGGCUCUUUUACCACAGGAAGAAGAAUUUGACGAGAACAAUGUACAGGUGACGCCCCCUGGAUUCCAUGUCAUAUUCCUACCAUUUGCAGACGACAUGCGGAAAGUCACGCAUGAAAACACACCAAGAGCCAAAACAGACCAGGUUGACAAAGCGAAGGAUUUGAUCAAGAAACUGACAAGACCAUUCCGUAGUGAGGACAUUGAGAACCCAGCCCUACAGACCCAUUAUGCCAACCUAGAGGCAUUGGCCCUUGAUAGAGAUGCUCCAGAUUCUGUUCAAGAUUUAACAUUACCUGAUGAAAGAGGUAUCACUAAGAGAGCUGGCAAGAUCAUAGAGGAGUUCAAAGAGCUUGUGUUCCCUGAGGGCUAUACACCUGGUGCCAAGAGGAAGGCUACCCCAGCUGGUGGAGCUGCCAAGAAAGCCAAGGCAGAAUCACAGGAUAUUGACAUAAGAAAGGAGGCUGAAGAUGGGAAGCUUGGUAAACUGACUGUGCCAGUGUUGAAGGAAGCUGUGAAAAACUUAAAGAUUAAAACAACUGGGACUAAAAAAGCAGACUUAAUAGAUGCAAUAACUGAUCACUUUGAUCUGUGAGGCCUGGUGUGAUAAACAGUCUCUGAAACUGUGGAGUUUAGUCCCCUCUUGUAUGGUUUAUAUGGUGAACUAGGUAUUUAAUGUCUCCACAUCAGUUCAAUAUCAUCUGUGACCAACAGUAUUUUAUUUUGUCAAUGAGAAUCACAUAAAGCCUGGUGCAUACACAAAUCACUUGAGGAGACCCGUCACAGUUGUCGCCCCACAUUUUUAUACACGAGGAGGUUUAUAUGGGAAGAGACUUUCCACACUUGAUAUUGCGAUAUUACAAUGUAAUCUUGUCAGACUUGUCAAGACAUUGUUUAUACUCAGAUAUACAAUGUUCAUAUAUGGGCUUGCAGCUUAAGUUGAAUGACUAAAACAAUUAUGAAUGUCCACCAAAUUCCACUCCAAAGCAUUUUCAGUUCUCAACCUUGGAGGGAAUACUAUAUUUGCAACAUUGUUCAGGCUGUCCAUAAAGUCUCUACUCUAUACACAAACUCUGUAUUGUUAUUGUAGAGACUCUACGGACACCUUGAAUGUCAGUGUAUGAAGGAAAAUAUAAAUGUUUAAUUGCCAAAUAUGAAUUUAAAAAUUCAAAUGCCAUAAUUACUUGUAAAAUAGAAUAUGGAUUGAAUGCGCUUAGAAUGCAUUUUCCAAAGAAUGUUAAUGUAUUUAAAUGUUCAAGAGAGACUUCUCUUAAAAUAAUCAAGGAAUCAAUAUUCUUUUGUGUUCAUACUGUAAAUAUGUGGAUAUUCCAGAAUAUCAAAUCCUGGUGUUCCUUAUUCUUUAUAUAAAUUCAAUAUUACAUGUAUGUCAUGAUAAUAUGUUAGUGAUAAUUAUGUACAGGUCAUUAUAAUUGCUAGUGGUAGUUUAGAUUCCAUGCUGAGACAAUAAUGAUUUGAUGUGUUUUAAUGUUUAAGUGUUUUUCUUAUUCUAACUUACAGUAAAUUCAUGUUGUUAAGAUACAUGUAGUUGUCUUUCAAAUGAGCGAAUCAAGUUUUUAUUGACAAUAAAUCUGUCACAUCUGUUGUAGUUAUUUUCCUUACAUUUUAAAAUUGUACAUGAGCAUAAUAUCAAAUAGCUACCUAUGAAUUCUACACAUUAUGAGGAAAAAUCAUAUAUUUACAUUUUGAUUAAGUUAAGAUGCGUCUGUUAUCAGAAUUUUGAAUUUUUUAUAAAAAGUCUGGCUUCAGGUAUGUGCUUUCUCUGUUGGUCAGUGUGACCCAGUCAGCUGUCUGAUAUAGUUACAUUUUUCAUAUAACGUAUCAUUACAGUUUUUUUUUUAUCAAAAAUGAUACAUUCAUAUCAUUAGUUCAAAUUGCUUUUAUUAAAGGUAGCACCAGAUUCAGUGAGUAACCCUUGCACAACUUUUAGAAUAUUUCGAGUUCAUCAUUGUAACUUUUUUCUAAAAAGAUUUUUACACUUAUGUGUUUUUCUUUCUUUAAAUCUGGAUGUCCAUAUAGGAGAAUUUACACAUAUUUGGACUUUAAAAAUCUUGAAUAAUUUAACCAUUUGAUAAGCUUUGAUCCUGGAUAUAUUUAAGAUGGUAAAGAAUACAUUGAUAGGUCAGUUGUACAUACUGUAGUUUUGUCACCCCCUAUCCUAUAUCUGAAUCUGUGUGCUACAACUGUUUAUAUCCAGUCUGAUUAGCUGUAAUGUUGUAUGUAUUUUGUAGGAAAUAUACAUAUUAUUUUAUAUACAAACCA
This is a messenger RNA of Owenia fusiformis, 3540 nucleotides long. Lineage: Eukaryota; Metazoa; Annelida; Polychaeta; Sabellida; Oweniidae. The record is from the annotation of a GenBank genome assembly.